AACCGCCUGCUUAGAACAAAGAGCCGAGUAAUAGCGCGGAAGGAAAAAAACGUGGUAAAAAUAUAUUUUGUUUACAUGAUUUUCCGUAGUUUUAAGGGUUUGGGUUUUAAGAAUGUUAUGUGACUAAGACGUCAGUUUUCAUUCUGGCGCCAGCGUGGGCGGCUCCAAGGUCCUUCGUGGAUGGACCCCGGUGUUGUAAACAAGCGGGCGAUGCUUUCAUUAAACUGACGUCUUCAAUUUCAAAUAUAAAACAUCAUUUCACUUCUGCUGCUCACCACCAACUCAUGGCAAAGGAGGAGAGCGAGUUGGAAAAGCGCGCCAUCGAGGAGCUCCUGAGGGAGACUGACAGGGCGCGGGUGCGAGCGGAGACCAUGGGCCCUGCGGGAUGGUUGAAGUGUCCUCUGCGCGGCGCCAACAAGCGCUUCCUCCUCAACACGCUGCGCUCCACGGGGGGGCUGCAGCGCCGUGGCGGCGAGCCCAAAACCUCGGGACAGUCUUCGGGCCGAGGACACGGCGGGACCAGUUCCCCCGAGAGGAGCCGCAGCAGGUCACGGGACAGAAGACGUUCCAGCAAACGUCACCACAGGAGCGCUCGUGAUGGACGCCAGGACGUGGACGGCGAGCGGGAGAGGAGUGGGCGACACCAGGACGAGAGGGAGGACGUGUCCAAGAUGGACGCUCACAAGAAGGACAAACGCUGAAUGGCAGGACUAGAAGACUUUGGACUGGACACACAAAAACAUGUUUCUUUCAGGUCUAGGUUCUAGGUUUUCUUCAUUGAGUCAUGUGACUUGCUAAAAACAUAUUUAUUUCAGGUCUAGGUUCUAGGUUUUCUUCAUUUUCUCACCGGACUUGCUAAAAUGGACUUUUAUUUCAGGUCUAGGUUCUGUUUUUUUCAUUGAGUCAUGUGACUUGUUAAAAAUAACUUUUAUUUGAGGUCUAGGUUCUAGGUUUUCUUCAUUUUCUCACCUGACUUGCUAAAAUUGACUUUUAUUUGAGGCCUAGGUUCUAGGUUUUCUUCAUUGAAUCAUGUGACUUACUAAAAAGAACAUUUAUUUCAGGUCUAGGUUCUGUUUUUUUCAUUGAGUCAUGUGACUUGUUAAAAAUAACUUUUAUUUGAGGUCUAGGUUCUAGGUUUUCUUCAUUUUCUCACCUGACUUGCUAAAAUUGACUUUUAUUUGAGGCCUAGGUUCUAGGUUUUCUUCAUUGAAUCAUGUGACUUACUAAAAAGAACAUUUAUUUCA
Messenger RNA from Nerophis ophidion (straightnose pipefish), 1244 nucleotides. Its product is annotated as protein POLR1D-like. Bases 285 to 701 code for a protein of 138 amino acids. The transcript has 3 exons. NCBI's taxonomy places the organism in Eukaryota, Metazoa, Chordata, Actinopteri, Syngnathiformes, Syngnathidae. The record is from RefSeq and is a predicted model, not a curated record.